UUUCAGGUGAGGACGCUUUUUGUGAGUGGACUGCCUUUAGAUGCAAAGCCUAGAGAACUUUACCUCCUCUUCCGUGCAUAUGAGGGUUACGAAAGCUCAUUAUUAAAGAUGACAAGUAAAAAUGGAAAGACACAAUCGCAGGGCGUCAGAUUUGACCCGGACUUGCCGCAGACAUUGAGGCUAGAGUUUGCUAAGAGUAACACGAAGGUUAGCAAGCCGAAACAACAGAGUCCGCAGCCAGCAGCAACACAUCCUACGCUCGUCUACAAUCCUUUCGCUGCACCUUCACCGGCGGUCCUGCCAGAGGGAUGGGCUCAUCACCCGCUAACGGCGGCCUACACUCAUGAACUCGCACCGGCGGCUAUCCCCCACCAUGCACUUAUACACCCUGCACUACACGCACAGACGCAGCGCAGCUUUCUACAGGCAGACAGAUAUGGCCAUUUUACCGACCAGCAGAUUUGGAGCGUUGACAGAGACAUUGUAGAGCUUCCUUAUAUGGGUCCGGUGUACGAGGAAAAAGUUAAAUGUUUCCCUGGUUACCGACGACUUCGCAUGCACAACAAAGGAGGAUCUCCGGUGGCCUUUGUAGAGUUUGAGGAUAUCAGAUCAGCUACGCAGGGUCUGCACAGUCUGCAGGGGUUCACACUUCUGUCCUCGGAGCGAGGCGGCAUGAGAAUCGAAUAUGCAAAACAUAAAAUGGGAGAGACUGGACACAUGAAAGAAGAAAUGUCUGGACAGAGUCCGGUGCCACCGACGGCCAAUGGCUAUGUGUGAGCUGGCGCCACCUGCAGGAGAUGUCUGCAAGCAAUAAGUACGACAGAUUGGAAUGCUCAAUUCAGCAAUGUUUCUAGCUAUGUGCUGUAGCUGGUGUCAGCGGGCGGCGUGCUCAUAACUCAACGAGGCUGUUGUGUCGUGUGUACUGAUGUAGAAGCGUUGUAAUCAGUAUAAUAAUCGGUAUCUGUGCUAUAGUUCGUUUACUCAAAUUUUAUUCUAUGGAAAAUGUCAUUGUCAUGUUUCUUGCCUUGAUAUUUAUGUUGAUAAGUGCUUACAGUGCUUACAUAUAGUAAUCUAAAAAAAAUGAUUUCUUCUGAAACCAUCUUUCAAAAUUGCAAUGACAUUACUUUGCUGUCUCUCCAUCUCUCACUCUUUCUCAGCAAGGUGGUUGUUAUUACUAUGCCUGCAACAUACUUAUUGUGCAACGAGUCAAGCUGGCACAUCUAUGAAGAGAAAACGAUGUAGGAUGAGAGAGAGAGAGAGAACGUACAGACUACUGAUGCCACUAUAAAUGACUUGUUGUCUCAGUAAAAUGUCUAAGUAUGAUUAUUAAGAUUAUUGUUUCCAAGUAUUUUACAACUAGGAUGAAAUGAAAUGCGUUUUAUGAGACUAGCAUCGAGUUGUGUAAGAAUGAAUCAUGCAGAUACGAUUGCAUGUUGUAUUCAACUGCUGAAAAUUGAAUUAGGUGAAUCGUUUUUGUUUGUGGCAUAAUACUGAAGGAAAAAAUUAAAUAAUAUAAUAAUGACAAUUAUAAAUGUGUCGCAUGUAUGACACAAAAAAUAAUACUAUUUUAAUUUUUAGCCUCAUUUAAGAGAGUCUGUCAAUGUUGGGUGAUUUUCUAUAUCUAUUUGCCAAUAUUAUGAAACCAUGCAGUUCAAAUCACAGUAAUAUGUGCUGUAUAUAUGGAGGUUGACACUGUGAUCUAUGCAACGAAGUAUGAAAUACCCUUCUGUAUGUGUAUGCCUUUUGCUUCUCAGGGCGCUGCGCUAUUCAUUGCAAAAUACACCCUGCUUCAUCCAAGGCAUUGGACUUGUUGAAAUUAAAUCCUACACAAAGGUCACUGGUCCCCAUACCUAGCACGGGCAUCGAUUAGGGCAAGUCGGCAAAGUAGGGGGUGCGCAAUUUGCUAAAAUCCAGCAAACAUGAAAUUUGUUUGUACUCGGUACUCGGUACCACAUGAGAGAAAUAGCCGCAUGUAAAUUUUUUUUAUCAAGUUAUCUUGAUAACGUCAGCUAUUGCGCUAUACGUUUAUAUUCGGUGGAUGAAUCCACGGUGGGUCCUCUUUAACCCUGGGCUACUGCUAGGGCAACAGAGCUAGUAUGGACUAAAGAAACGUCAAGGGCAAGCUUUCGCAAAAAGGUUGUGCUGCCCUAUACGCAUUGGGUGCGUGAGUAUACCGCAGUCUGUCAAACAGAAGGCGUGCACUGUUAUGCAGGGUACAACGAAUAUUAGGAAAUUUGAUUUUUUGUCAAUUUGCACGAAGUUUGUAGUGGGCUCGCAGUUUUCUCUUCACGACUGCAUAUCACUUGUUAAGAAAUCACUGGUACAGCACUGCAACGGGCUCUAUAACUUCGCAGCAGGCACGGGAACACUUGAGAAAGUUUCGACAAGGUUCUGAGCAACAAUAUUUUCACGCUUGCGGGUCUACAUGUGGCUGUGUACGGUCGGCCAUAUUGAAUCUCCUGUAACAGAAUGUUGCAAAAUGUUGUCGAAAUGUUCUCAUGGUUUCUUCGAAAAUAUCUAUAGAUAAAUUUUAAUGAUUCUCUACCCACUCUCAAAAUCGUAACGGGAUCGGUUUAUUCUGCUUUUCCUGGUGUGAUUGGUGGGAUAUUUUCCCAAUCCGUGUUUGUAUAAAAUUUUUACAAGGUGUGAGGACUACUUUUAUAAAUGACUCACAAAAUCUGUAUCAGAGAGUACGCACAUGAAUUUGUAUGGCUAACCAGUCAUCCAGCUUUCGAAAUGCUCUUCGCAGGUUAAACUUGCUGCUUUAAUUUGUAGAUAUAUUCGGCUUUAAAAUUGCAUUGUAUUAUAAUUUAUAUUAGAACGUAUAAUGUGUACUAAGACUAAGAUACUGUCAAAUUGACACCAAAUAUUUAUGGUAACUUGUGGCUGAGCUUAAUUUAACGCGGACGUUUAAUUUAGUGAUUUGUCAUGUCAGCUUGUGGAACUAUCUUAGAGUACGUAGGCCUACUCCCUAUUCCUAAAUUACUGUUAUUCGAUACAUAUAACACGUGCAUUUCAAGAGUCAGUGCCGCCAUCUGCUGGGAGAUUAAUCGUGCUCAUUUAUGACAUGCCGCGUUCGAUUUGAAUACGGUUCGCGAGCACUAAAAACAAAUCUCUCGAGUGAAGCACACAGGCCAUCGACGGUGGGUAGAGAAUCAGCAUCGCACAUUGAGACACAGCACAAAUGCACCUUUAGUGUAUAAUAAUGGACGCACGUCCUCUCAUGACGUCAGGGCUCGCGGUCUGCUUGGCUCUGUUGCUGGCUACGCUGGUAUAAUUCCCAGCUAUGUUCAGCACCCAGCCAUACGCCCGCGAGAGCGGACGUCCUGGAGGGUUAGCGAGAAAUCUACUUAGAAUUUUACACUCGGUGCACUAGCGAGAAAUGAUAUCAUGACCUCUCCGUCCAAAUUUUGGGAAGAAAGUUCCCCUGGUAUCUGGUUGUGAUUUGCUUAAAAAUAGGGCUGUCGAAGCCAGUACAGAGCAUGUGCUAUGUAUAUGUUAUAGCUUUCCGUUAAUAUUGUACUCGGUGGUUUGAUUUCGGCAGGGAUCUCUAGUUCAACUGAUCCCCGAUUUCUGUGAAAGUGUUGUGAGCAGUCUUCGUUAUUUUGGUGUGCGUGUACAAUCAUGUGACCGUGUAAAAAAACAAUGGACCAAAUGUGAUAGCUGUUUGUAUUCGUUAGAGGUUAAUGCUACUUAAAAAAAUCUCGUUGUAAUAAUUAUUAUUAAUCAAGUUUGUACAAGCGUGGGUGAUGGUAGUUUUGUGGGACUGGAUAGAUUCGCAAAUCAGUCGUAGACUAGUCAAGAAUUUGAAUUAGGGUGUUUCAUUUUCCCCUCCCCCACCCCUUCAAAUAACAGGUUACGUUAAGGCUUUCGUGGCUACAAUUAGCUUUGUCAAUAUUUAGGACUGAAAUAUCCGUACAGAAUAUGCCGAGUCUAUUAUUUGAGGUACGAAGGAGGGCUGUUCUGUUGUUACACAACCCGGAAGACUUGUGGUGCUUGCGUGUCUAUAUCUGCCGCACUGUCUGAUGGUAUGUGUAUGUUCGCUUGAAAGAUUAUAAAAAAAAUCAUGGUGUAGCAAUGUCAUAGUGAUGUGGUGGGGCAUUAUUGAUAACAAAGUAUUAACGUAUUCGUUACGCGUACUGGCAGUUGUAGUUAACGAUUGGACGACUACUGCUAUUACUGACAAUACUCCUUUAAGUUUUCAUUCGUGUUUAUUGCUUUCAUUAUUAUGAUAGAAGAACAACAUUCCAUAUAGUACUUGUGAAAGAUGAUUUUGGAUAUUUAAGAUUAUAGUGACAAUCCUAGGUUGGGAAGAUGAAGUAAUUAUGGAGUUAUAUUAUAUUUUCAUCAUUUUAUUUAAGUAUAAUAUUAAUAUCGAUUUUUGAAAUGAUCAGUCAGGAUCAGGGGCCAUGAAUUGUUUUUACAUUGCUCUUGUUCACAGGGUUUAUGUUAUAACUUAAUAAUGAAUCUCACCAAAGUGACUGUCAGGAAAGUAAUCUCUUUUUAUAAGAGAAGAAUCUCAGUUUUAGUUGAAGCUUAGAGUAAUUUUACAUGACCAGCCGGGCUUGCUUUCGUGAGACUGCAUAAUGGUACAUAUUCAGUGGUUUGCUGCCUGGUGAGAUCGUUCACAGAGUUGUUGAUCUAACGAGUUGUUUACGAGUUUGAUUUCUCAAAUUAAGAUGUAAAUACUCUUUAAAGCACUUGAUGGCAGAGCCUGUCAGUGGAGUUUUGCAAACUUGAUAUGUAUCGUAUACGUUUAAUAACAACAGCCUCGGCGCACGUGUAAAAUGAGUUGAAUUCCAUGCUGGAGUGCUGUAAAACUGUUUCCUAUUCCUAGAAAAGACAAAUUCGAACAAAAACACUGUUGCUGCCUUUUGAUUCGCUAUCGGAGCGUCUGCUGGCGCUGCUGCCGCCAGGUGGCGAUCGCUACUAUACACUAGCGGAGUGGGGGUUGUCGCCGCGUGGUAGUAUCCUGUAUUUAGUCUCUCGUACGUUUGUCACGAUUGAUUAGGUAAUAUUUCGCGUGCCCCGGCCGGUACUUGCUCACGGAGCAGUAUAGGCAGAGCUGGCGGUGUGAACGCGGCGUUACUAAGUGACCUUGAUGCGCAACCAAGCAAUCCCGGGUGGCCCGUUAAACCGGGCACGUCGCUCGCGCAGACGAGAGAGAGAGACAGAGAGAGAUGACAUGACGCAGCAGCGGCAGCGGUGUCGUCGGCCGCUGGAGGGUCAUUUGCAGCGGUACUACGGCCGUACGUUGCCGCGCUCAGACGCUGGCGUGCGUUUACGCGCAGACGCGCACGCGUUCUCGCGAGCGCUGCUCGUGUGUUUAUGCGCAUCCGGUGCCGAGGCGGCGAGUCUCUUGUGGGAAAUGGGACUGUAACAAGAUCGUAAUGCGAACGUUACUACCCCGACAGUAAGCGUUACCUUUCUGCUUGUUGAGACGCUGUGUUAUUAGAAAGACGUUCGCGUUACGGUGCAAGUGACCCCCCCCCCACCGCGGCCGCGUGUACGCGUAGCUGGCGUCAGAGGGCAGCAGCGGCGGCGGCGGCAGCAGCAAGCAGUUAGCAGACGUGUGUGUGUUGUAUUGUAGCAGUAUUCCCCUACCACUUUUUUCUGAGUAUUUUUACUGGACUUUAUUGUUCGACCUGUAUUUUAAUAAAAGUGACCAGCUUGGAAUUGA
Molecule: messenger RNA, 5680 nt
Organism: Priapulus caudatus
Lineage: Eukaryota; Metazoa; Priapulida; Priapulimorpha; Priapulimorphida; Priapulidae
Product: RNA-binding protein with multiple splicing 2-like
Exons: 9
Molecular function (GO): mRNA binding
Source: RefSeq, a predicted model, not a curated record